GCCUAACGGGGCCCGGUUACGGAAGCCGCGGAGCGCUGCGGACCGGCUCCCUCAGGAAGUUCGCCGUGCGAGCCCCCGUAGCGGCGCAGCGGUCUCGGGCCUAAUGGCGGCCAAGGAAGCCAGCGGCGGCGAGGGGCUAGGGCCCGGGGGCGACAAGCCCGUCACCUACUACCGGUUGAGUGAGGUGGCGAAGCGCAACUCCGCGAAGGAGAUAUGGCUGGUGAUCCACGGGCGCGUCUACGAUAUCACCCGCUUCCUCAAUGAGCAUCCUGGUGGAGAAGAGGUGCUGCUGGAACAGGCUGGAGCAGACGCGAGUGAGAGCUUCGAAGACGUUGGCCACUCCUUGGAUGCCAGGGAGAUGCUGAAGCAGUACUAUAUUGGUGAUGUGCAUCCGAGUGACCUUAAGACUGAGAGUGGUAAGAAGGAACCUUCGAAAAGCGAUGCGUGCCAAAGUUGCUGGUCCUAUUGGAUCUUCCCCAUCAUAGGCGCUGUUCUCCUAGGCUUCCUGUACCGCUACUUCACGUCAGAAAGCCGAUCUUCCUGAGGAGGCCUUGUCGGAGUCUGGAAAGCAAACCCACGUGGGAGUGAGAACCAGAGACUGUUGGGACGCUGAGUACUGCCCUGUUUGCGAGUCCUGCCCCGUGGACAGGAGUGUCCUGUCCAUCCUAGCCCCGUUACGCCCCUUGGAGCCGCGAUGGUUGGCCAGGCACCCCGCCCCCCACACCGACUCGGAGCUUUGCUAACCGUUCUUGUUCUGCCUCAGCUUCCUCUGCCUCGGUUCCCACAGGCUCUCUACCUUUCGAACUCAUUUUCCUGAUUGUCACUCUUAGUCACGUUGCCCCCCCCCUUAAAAUGCUUUUCAAAACAUUGGACUGCAUAUUAGACGCGCCAGAAGGCGGCGAGCACUCUCUGGAAGUACACAGGAGGAUGCUUCCCCACCAGCGGCGCUCAGGGCUCACUCCUGGCAGUGCUCGGGGGACCAUUUGGAUGCCAGGGGGCAAACCCGGGUUUUGUCGUGCGAGGCAAACGCCCUCCCCUCCUCCCUGGGCUAGUGUGGCAGGCCGGGCAUGCACCCAAGGAGUCCAGGCUGCUUAUUCCCACCUGGCGCUGCGCGGUACUUCCCUGUUGUUUACUGAGAACGCGGAGAAAAGGGAAAGGGAGAGAUGGAGACGGGUGCGAUGGUAAAUGCCAUGGCAAAUGUUCCUUCUAAAAGACUGUUGAAAACAUUAGGACAGGAGUUUCGAAACGGCACAUUAACACCGGGUUACCGCCAUCUGUUUACUUCCCCCGCCCCCACCUGUCUCUGUCUCUCUCUGUUUCUCUGUCUCUCUCGCAUCAGGACUCCUAGGUCGAGUGCUCCGCCGCUGAGCUGUUCCUGCCCCCUCCCCUUCCUGCAACCAACUUUUCUUGGUCAAAUACAAAUUUGUAAUUACGUCUGUAGGAUUUUACCAGAAAAUUUUGAUGCUUUUAUGUUUUUCUUGGUUAGCAAAAACUUGAUCCUACCUUUUAUAAAAGUUGAGGUAGAAUAUUUGAUCUGUUUACCCCGGUAAAAUAACUUUCCUUGCGAGUCGGCGUGAGGAGGAUGUGGGCAGUUAUGGCAGGUGUUUUCUCUGUCAUCUCUUUUUUACUUCCUUGGCUCCAAUUUGUGGUUUUAUUCUGUUUUCCAUUGAGAAUAAAAAAAAAAACAAACAAAAAACUGGUAGUUUUUCUCUUGAAUGAAUGUUUUCCUUGAGAAGGUGAUUAUGUAGAAAUCCGUUACUAUUCCCUCGUGGUUAAGGAAUUUCUCUGACAUCUCCGACUCGCCUUCUCUUUCUGCGGAAGCGCCUGAGCAGACACGCUGGCUGCUUCCUGCUCGCCACUGUUGGUGGUGACGCUCCCGUCCUGGGAGCACUGCUGGUCCCAUCCUGGGAGCACUGCUGGUUUCACGCGGCUCUUUACGCCUCCUCCCUCCAGCUGGCCAGGGGCUUGACAAGACAGGAAACUGCCCAGCUAACUAUUUAAGAACAGUUCGGCCCAGGCCCGUCUCCUGUGAUUUUGCAGUUGGGUGGAUUCAGAGUUCAUCAAGCCUUGUACUCCCACGAUUGGCUGGUGGCCUUCUGGAAUACCUGGGGGACUUGGGCCUGACUUUUUAUAUACUAGGGGUAUGGGUGUGGUCCCACUUUUAUCUUUAGAAAAUGUUUUGUAUGUCUUAUAAAAUUUAAUUGGAAAUAAAAUAAUCCUUGGCUGUUGACAGCAGGGGGCUAACUGAUGCGCCUCUGUGUGAAGGCAGACAGACUCGCCGCACAUAAAGUUGCGCUAAAGUUACGUUGCAGGAUGCCACGGGGCUGCAGUGGGGUAGGGAUCGCCAACAAAGGAGCAUUGAGGAGCUCGAAAGGGAACAUUCAGGCUGCAACUAAGCCAGAAGAUAACCUGGAUCAAGUAAAAGUUUGUUGGCAGUCUCCGUAUAGACUGAAACUGGCUUGUAAGAAACAUUGGAGAACGAGUCGAGUGAACUUGGUGUUUUGGAUAUUUUUUUUUAUUGUAAACACCGAUGCAAAAGGUCUUUUUAAAAUUUCAUACUGGCUGCCUUUUCCUGUUUAUAUCUCGGCUUGUUCUUACUCAGAAUCAGAGGAAAAGGUUCUCGGACUUUGUAUCUACCCAGAAUAAAAUGUGUCCAAUUCCCAGGACUUUUGAACUGCUGCUGAUGUGAUGGCACUUUGUGGUAUGAAAACCACACUUGGGCCGCGUGCUGUUCCUCCACUGCCUACAUCAACAGCCGGCUGAAAGGUAGCUUGUUGCACCGUUUGCGCGGGGCUCUCUGAACAAUGAAGGAAUACAGUGUGUAGCCAGACCUGUUAGAAGGGGCUUCUGUCUGAGAAAGCCCUUCCCAGAGAGGCGGGCUUGGAUUCUCCAAACAGUGCACACAGGGAGGUGGUGGAAACCCCUCCAGAGGAGCAGGGCCCCGGGGCCAGGCCUGGGGUGUCGCGUUGUUUGUUCCUGAGGAUGACGAGAGGCUGCGGCGUGGCACCGGUGCCACCAGGACCGAGGAUCCCGAAGGCCGGGGCCCAGCUGGGCCACCAGAACACCAGCGUCUGUCCAGCCGCCCUCUGUGGAAAUGGGUUUUGGUUUUGGUUUGCGGGGAUCAGCCUUUGCUUUUAGUUCUAAAGGAUUUCUACCAUCUUCAAAGCAGUGGGGAUAAAGUUUAUAUUCUGUUUAUUUCUUACAUGGAAAUAAAAAACGCCAUUGAAACCUGUCAUCUGAGCCCCUGAAGUUCUUUUAGCUUGUCCCGAGUGCGUCUGUUGUGAAAUAGGAGUGUUGUUGAAUUUAGAUUCAUUUAGUUCUGAUGUAGGGCAACGAAAAAUGCUUUUUCAGGCCAGGCAUAGCAUUACUUAAUGGGAUCUCAUGCUUAAAAUCUCAAGUGAUAUCUUUCUGAUUAAAUUCCAUCUUAGGAGAGUGAAAGGCAAAACAUUAAAUGUUCACUACUUCCUUCCCCAGGAGAAAUGGAUUCAGACAUGGCUUGUCUCAACAAGAAGUUGAUUAAAAAAAAAAAAGGAGUAUCUCUUGCCAAGUAUCACAGAAGUAAUGGGGAGUUUAGUCACAUUUGGCUGUUGUGCUCUGAAAGGGACCGGUUUGGAAUUUGUGGGGGUGAUCUUAGAGGGGAGGUUCCAAGGAGCAGAAAUAAUCAAGUUUCGGCCCUCAUCCCGAGUUGCUAGGACUUCAGAACAGCCCCUUGCCCACACCUGGGCCCUGCCUUGGCCAGAACAUUAUUCUGAUUCUUUCACUUCCUUUCUUUCUACUUCACCCUCCACUGUGGACAAGUAACGUGGACAUUCCUUUUGUGUAUUCAAUAAUGGAGUUUGUUUACCUAUUUUAUUUCAGCAUAUUUUGAACAAAGAUCUUUGUCUCUUUCUGCUGGAAUGUGCACACAGUGAAUGUUUGUUAAAACUAACACAAUAAAGAUACUGUUUUCCUUUU
Messenger RNA from Sorex araneus (European shrew), 3954 nucleotides. Its product is annotated as cytochrome b5 type B. The transcript is spliced from 5 exons. Gene Ontology annotation, molecular function: heme binding. Gene Ontology annotation, cellular component: mitochondrial outer membrane; intracellular membrane-bounded organelle. NCBI's taxonomy places the organism in Eukaryota, Metazoa, Chordata, Mammalia, Eulipotyphla, Soricidae. Bases 104 to 544 code for a protein of 146 amino acids. The record is from RefSeq and is a predicted model, not a curated record.